Molecule: messenger RNA, 1473 nt
Organism: Aspergillus pseudoviridinutans
Lineage: Eukaryota; Fungi; Ascomycota; Eurotiomycetes; Eurotiales; Aspergillaceae
Exons: 2
Coding region: 1-1473 (490 amino acids)
Biological process (GO): regulation of DNA-templated transcription
Molecular function (GO): DNA-binding transcription factor activity, RNA polymerase II-specific; zinc ion binding
Source: RefSeq, a predicted model, not a curated record
AUGGCCACGGUGCCACAUGGCUGUCGUAAUUGUAUCGAUGCUCGAGCCCAGUGCGCCGGUCAAUCACCGUGCUCGCGCUGCAGAGACCUCAAUCUCGUUUGUACCGGUCAUGCGACCACGCUCGAGUUUCACGAUGAACUGCCAGCCUUGCAGAGACGGCACCGGUUGACAUCCUCGUCCUCCUCGACGCUGCACCCUCGUAACAAACCCAAAUGCCUCACCAAGGCCGUCUCCCGCAUCUCCAGUGUGCCGCAAACGACCUCUUAUCCUCCGAUCGACCACGUUGCAGCGCCCUCAUUAACCGCCGUGGCCGCGUCCUCCCAGCAGACCGAAGUUUUCACCAACUACGUGCUCACUGCGUUCCCCUGCUACUUCAGAUGCACCGUGAACCGCACCCCGGUAACCUGGGUCGACUAUGUCCACAGCCGGCGCGGAUCGAUGAACACACCCUUCGAUUGGGCCCUCCGCGCCUGCACCGCCGCAUACACUGGCGCUCUGCACAACGACCCCCGGUACACGGACGCCUCAAGGGCGAUGUACACACGGUCUCUCCGCGGCCUAGCAGGUAUGCUAUCGAACGUCUCGAAAGCCACAUCCGACGAGGCGCUGGCCACCGCAAUUAGCUUGGCCUGCUUCGAGGUACAAAACUGCACAAACCCCGACGCGUGGCUGCGACAUGCUGCCKGGAUCAAGACGAUCAUGCGACUGCGCGGCCCGCAGGCCCAUCUCCACGGGUUCGGGCGGGCCAUGUACAUCGUCUACCGGAACCUGAUGGUGGCAGCUGCUUUGCUGUCAGGCGAGGAAUGUCUUCUCCAGGAACCGGACUGGCAGGACCUGAACAGGCAGAUUGCCGCCGACAAUGCGCGACUACCCGACUCGUCCGCUUACAUCGACGUUGCGGAGCGCGGUUUCAUCGAGAUCUCCAAGGUACCCGGGUACGUGAAACGGGUCCGGGAGUUGCUCGCCCUGCCAUCGAAAAGGAGAGCUUCGUUGCAACCUGCCCUGCUGCGGGAGGUUCAGGCCAGGCGAGCCGGAUUGCGCGGCAUCCACACCGAGUUCGGCGUCGCCGUGUCGAUGGUUCGAGCCGGGCAGAACGAGCAGCAGGGGUUCAUCGGCCCGCUCCCCUACGUUUUCUUAGAUGGCUACUCCGGCCUCUAUGUCCGGGGCAUUCGCUCCGCGCUAGUCAUCCUCAACAAUUUAAUUCUCGCUAUGGAUGAGAAACAGCGCGACGCUAUCGAGGCGGAAAACCAAACUCUGUCCGAUGGAAUGCCUGAUCGUGUCUCCGAACCGCAAAGCGAAGAGUACGAAUCGCCCCUUACACCGCCCAAAUCCCCUGGCAAGUCGCGCAAGUCGACUCUGGUGGUACGGUCUUUGAUCUCCCCUCAGACCCGGGAACCGCCCACAUCGGACAUGAUGGAUCGGCUUGUGACCACCAUGGGCAUGGACGGCGUGAGAGUCAGUCUACUGGAAUAG